AUGCCUCCAAAGGUUUCUGCAAAAGGUGCUAAAAAAGCGGUCAAGGCCCAAAAGCCGAGAACUGGCGACAAGAAGAAGAAAAAUCGGAGAAAGGAGUCCUACUCGGUCUACGUUUAUCGUGUUCUGAAGCAGGUCCACCCUGACACCGGAAUCUCUUCGAAGGCGAUGUCAAUCAUGAAUUCUUUUGUCAACGAUGUUUUCGAAAGGAUUGCUGCUGAGGCUAGCCGGCUUGCCCAGUACAAUAAAAGGUCCACAAUUUCAUCUCGCGAGAUCCAGACUGCAGUCAGGCUCAUUUUGCCUGGAGAACUUGCGAAGCAUGCAGUGUCGGAAGGCACCAAGGCUGUUACAAAAUACACCAGUUCUAAUGGCGAACAGUUUACACUGUACAUAGUGAAGAUGCCAAACACCUUAGCAGAAAAGUUGAAGUGCAUUUUUGGAAGCUUGAUUCGAGGCGAGGUAGAGGCUCUUCCUCAGAAGACUGGAGAUGUAAUUUUGUGGAGGGUAUUGGUCUGGGGAGUAGUCGCAGCAGACCAACAGUCAUUCUGCAGUGAAGUUUUCAUUAUGUCUGGCCGCGGUAAAGGAGGCAAAGGUCUUGGGAAAGGAGGCGCCAAGCGUCAUCGUAAGGUUCUCCGUGACAACAUCCAGGGGAUUACGAAACCAGCUAUCCGUCGUUUAGCUCGACGAGGUGGUGUAAAACGUAUCUCUGGUCUUAUCUAUGAGGAAACUCGUGGAGUACUGAAGGUUUUCCUGGAGAAUGUGAUUCGUGAUGCCGUUACUUACUGCGAGCACGCGAAGAGGAAGACUGUUACAGCGAUGGAUGUUGUGUACGCUCUGAAGCGACAAGGCCGCACCUUGUACGGUUUUGGAGGUUAA
This is a messenger RNA of Enterobius vermicularis (human pinworm), 873 nucleotides long. NCBI's taxonomy places the organism in Eukaryota, Metazoa, Nematoda, Chromadorea, Rhabditida, Oxyuridae. The record is from the annotation of a GenBank genome assembly.